Molecule: messenger RNA, 1431 nt
Organism: Notechis scutatus (mainland tiger snake)
Lineage: Eukaryota; Metazoa; Chordata; Lepidosauria; Squamata; Elapidae
Source: RefSeq, a predicted model, not a curated record
AUGGUUGCCUGCCUCCUUUGCCUUCUAUUUGCCUGCAAUCUUCUGCCAGUCCUCUUGGCUGGCAAAGGUUCUUCCUGUGUCUUCCCAUUUGUCUUUAAUGGGAGGCCAUAUUCAUCUUGCACUAGAGAUGGAGCCAUUGAUGAGCAGCUCUGGUGUAGCACAACAUCUAAUUAUGACACAGAUGGCCUGUGGAAGCACUGUGUUCUUCAAGAGCAUGGAGGCAAUUCUGGAGGCAAAUCCUGUGUGUUUCCCUUUGUCUACAAAAACCAGACAUUCUACACAUGUACCAAAGAGGAGAAGGGAAGAUUCUGGUGUGCCACCACAAGAAACUAUGACAAGGAUCUUGAGUGGAGCUAUUGUGCUGACACCAGAUUAGAUGCCAAUCCUAAGGGACCCUGUGUCUUUCCUUUCAUCUUCAACCUCACGUCUUAUUCAUCAUGCACAACAGAUGGGAUUUCUAAUAAAAAGCCAUGGUGCUCCCUUACCAAGAACUAUGAUAUUGACUUUCAAUGGACCUAUUGUGAACCUUCUGAGCCAAAAGAGAAAGUGGAGAAUCUAUCUUGCGUCUUCCCAUUUGUCUAUAAUGGCAAGCUGUAUUUCAGCUGCACAACAGAGGGACGACGUGAUGGGAAACGUUGGUGUGCCACUACUAUCAACUAUGAUCUUGACAAGAAAUGGAAGUUCUGUCCAGAGGAAUUGGGAACAGAGCCACAGCAAGACAAUCAAACUUGUGUUUUCCCAUUCAUCUACAAGGGCAAGUUCUACAGUGUAUGUACUGAUGAGGACAUGGAUAAUGGGAAGUUCUGGUGUUCCACAAGUAGCAACUAUGACAAAGAUAAGAAAUGGCAAUAUUGUAAUGUUACAGAUCCAGAACCUGAUCUAAUAAGAGUGAAUCCGCUUUGUGUAUUCCCAUUCAUCUACAAAAGCUUCUCCUAUAAUACAUGUACAACACAGGGUAUGAGUGAUAGGAAGCUGUGGUGUGCCAUUACGAGCAACUUCGAUUUGGAUAAUACAUGGGUGUACUGCAAUAUCACAGAUGCUGAUCCCAAAGAAAUGUGCGUCUUUCCUUUUUUGUACAACCAAAAUUUCUACUUCAUGUGCACAACAGAUGGGAUGUUUGGCAAGACACCUUGGUGCUCCCUCACUCAAAACUAUAAUUCAGACCUGCAAUGGACUUACUGUGAGCCUUCAGGGCCUGAUGAGAUCAUGGAAAGUCCACCAUGCAUUUUCCCAUUCAUCUAUCAGGGAAAGCUUUACAGAAAUUGUACUGCAGAUGGGAGAAGAGAUGGGAAAUUCUGGUGUGCAACAACACAGAAUUAUGAUGUUGAUAGGAAACUGAAGCUCUGCCAAGAUUUAGCUUCUAUAAGAACUCCUAAGGAUCUGAAGCUCAUUGUAAUAAAGGCUUGCUCAUAUUCAACUAUCCCUCAGUAG